AUGGAAAUAUCUGUUGGGAAUUUUCACCGGAGGAUUUCGAUCCGAUGUCCAGCCCGGAGCCUGUGCAUCGACUCGACAAAGAUACGGGUGGGCUUCUAUUGUUCGCAAAAACCAAGGCGUCUAGCCGCGCCCUGUGUCGCAUUCUGCGCGAGCAUCGAGUGCAAAAACGAUACCGGGCAAUUCUGCGGGGACAUGUACAGCUGCCAAACCACGAACACAGCACAACAGAACACGGUGGUGCAGGCGAACGAAGAGAUGUUGACGCUGCACACAGCAGGGAAGAUAGUAGCCAGCGAGCGCGGUCAGUAUUCGUAUCAACCUCGCACUCGUCGUCGGAAACGGGAGCCAGCGUCGGCAUCAAGCUUGUCCAGCUCGAACAAAUGCUGUUUGCCAACCUUUCGGCCGUGGACUCCGACGAGAAGGACCAAAUGCGAAGAAGUAGUCUACUGCCACCGACUUUCCACGUGA
Molecule: messenger RNA, 468 nt
Organism: Amoebophrya sp. A120
Lineage: Eukaryota; Dinophyceae; Syndiniales; Amoebophryaceae
Source: the annotation of a GenBank genome assembly